Messenger RNA from Gryllus bimaculatus (two-spotted cricket), 645 nucleotides. The record is from the annotation of a GenBank genome assembly. Lineage: Eukaryota; Metazoa; Arthropoda; Insecta; Orthoptera; Gryllidae.
AUGCAGUGCGUCGUUCGGUGUCCGCAGGGCGCUGCGAGCUGGCUGACGCCUACGCAGAUCAACCGCGUGCUGGGCGGCUUCCUCAGCCACUCGCCCGCCUCCUCCACCACCACCACCACCGAGGACCCGCCGUCCUCGCCGUCCUCGCCGUCCUCGCCCGAGGACGUGGUGACGGAGGCGGCCGCCCCCGCCGCCCCCGAGAUCCUACGCACGCGGCCCGUGGGCAAGGCCAAAGCGGUUUCCAGCCCCCAAAAUGAUCUCAUUCCCGACCGCCGAACCUACUCCCGCAGCCGCAUCUUCACCACAACCACCUCUAGAACCACCACGCCCCGAGUAACUGCUCGUCCACCCACGAGAGCCUCACCGAGGACAACUACAAGGCCCACCACGACUACCACGACCACCGAACCAACGACCACCACUACUCGAACCACCACGACGAGGGCCACGACGCCUCGCACCCCACGGACCACAACCACCACCACCACCACCACGACCACCACCACUAGCACGACGCCCCGCACGCCCGCGACCACAGCGCGCCCUCAGAGAACAGGAGCGCGCACGGUGGCGCGAGUGGGCGGCCAGCGGACCACCAGCACGGAGUCGCCGGCCACGGCGCAGCCCCAGCGGACCACCGCCGCA